Messenger RNA from Merops nubicus (carmine bee-eater), 873 nucleotides. RefSeq names its product coiled-coil domain containing 50 (gene CCDC50). Gene Ontology annotation, molecular function: ubiquitin protein ligase binding. The transcript is spliced from 10 exons. The record is from RefSeq and is a predicted model, not a curated record. NCBI's taxonomy places the organism in Eukaryota, Metazoa, Chordata, Aves, Coraciiformes, Meropidae. The annotation marks the transcript as partial. Gene Ontology annotation, cellular component: cytoplasm.
CUAAUUCUCUCUUCUGUGUUUCCUUGCCCAGUGUGUCGAGACUUUGCUAUUCUGGAGGAUCAUACCUUGGCCCAUAACUUACAGGAGCAAGAGAUUGAGCAUCACUUGGCAACGAACGUUCAGCGUAAUCGUCUGGUACAACAUGACUUGCGGGUGGCCAAGCAACUGCAGAAAGAAGAGGAUCUGAAAGCACGUGCUCAAAAACACCAAAAAGACUUAGAACGCCAGGACUGCGAGAUCGCUCAGGAAAUCCAGGGGAAGCUGGUGUUCGAGGCGGAGCAGCGCCGCAAGCAGGAGGAGAACGACGAGGACAUUGCCCGUCUCCUACAGCUGCAGGAAGAAAAAAAGCACAAGAAGCACUACCCAGAAUCCCAGGGACAUGCAGUCUAUGAAGAUAACUAUUAUGCAGAAAAUGGAGGCGCCAGGUUGAGGGGGACACAGCAAGCCAUGUAUGAUGCACCCCGAAGGGAACAGGAGUUGUCUGAUGCAGAGAUGGCUCGGAAGCUGCAGGAGGAAGAGCUCCUGGGUAAUGAGGCAGAUCAGAAGGCAGCUCAAGUAGCCCAAGAUGAGGAAAUUGCCCGACUCUUGAUGGCUGAGGAGAAAAAGGCUUUCAAGAAAGGGAAGGAGAGAGAAAAGUCUUCCCUUGAAAAGAGGAGGCAUGAUCAAGACUGGAAGCACGAUGCGAGCGAGUCCACGCGCUCAAGGUCAAAAGAAGGGCCUGAAAGUCAUCGACACAGAGGCAACAGGUCUUCAAGGUCACAGCCUCACCUCGAUGACUUUGAACGUUCUCGGUAUUACACAAGCCAGCCCAGCCCCUUGCGCCAGCUCCCCAGACCUGAGCAUUCUCCUAAAGGUUCCCGUAGGAAGCAGUAA